This is a messenger RNA of Linnemannia hyalina, 711 nucleotides long. Lineage: Eukaryota; Fungi; Mortierellomycota; Mortierellomycetes; Mortierellales; Mortierellaceae. The record is from the annotation of a GenBank genome assembly.
AUGAAGCGUUUUUUCCUUGCGCCUACAAUGGGCCAAACUCCGACGCCAGCUAGCGUCAUGGCCUAUGCGACUGUGGACGAGGAGACCUUGUACUGCCUUGGUGGAGCCACGGACGUGAAUUUCACUACUAGUUAUUACAGCAAUCCCACGUCCCAGUUUGUGGCGCUCAACCUCCAGCAGCAGACUUGGAGCUCAUCAAACCCGCCCUGGCGGACCCUUCCUAGCGCAGUCGUACCCCAGCUUGGUGUUUGGAUGACGGUUUCAAGAGACAAGCAGCGGUUGAUCAUCUGGGACCCCUGGGACCCCGAGACGACAAUUUCGUUCUACAGCCUCGCCACCAACUCCUGGCUAUCGAAUCAUACGCUGCCUUCCGAUUACGGCGAUACUUGGGGAAGUAGGGUUGCUUUGGACCCCACAACCGGCCUCCUUUACGCUCCUUCGGCGUCCAAUAACGGCACUGUGAUGAUCGUCUACAACCCAGACACAUACACCUCAUCGUUUCUGAACAUGCCACCUGCAUCGGCUACCGUCAAAAUUGGGAACCCCGCCUUUUACAGCCUUGUGUGGAGCACGUACCGCAACAGCAUGCUGUUCUAUGGUGGCUACCAGUGGAGAGGGCCGAGCCUUGGCGACUCGAAAUUGAUCGAGUACACGCCCUCAUCGAACCUUUGGGCCAUUGUCGUAAGUAGUAACAGCGAACUCGGCGAGUAA